AUGGCGGUCAAGCCACACGGCCUGACCACUGCUAUGGGCCCCGGCACGACACCGAUGCCGCGACCCGGCGCACGCCACGGCGCGCAUGCCAACGAGGCGCGCCCCAAGUACCGAGUAUUUGAGAAUGUGCGUCAUACCGAUGCGCCCAAGCCCGCGCACAGCACCGAGUCGGGCGGCGCCUCGCCCUCGGAUCAGGUGCUGGAGCGUGGCAUUCUUAUCGGCCCCUGGAAAAUCACGGUGCUGCACGGGAGCAUUGCGAAUGCGACCGAAGUCGACCAGCUUUCGGCGCUGCUCGAGGUCCCGCCGCCCGAGAUGCCGUUCCCCCGCAACGCGCUCGUGCUCGAGCACGAGCCGAGCGGCUUUUCGUACUGCUUCGACUCGACGCGCGCGCUGGCGUGUGUGCACGGUGUGCGCGAAGACGUGCGCCGCGAAGGCCUCGACUGCGUCCAAGAGAUGGCACUCGUGCCGAGCAGCACGCCCCGCCGCCGCCGCCUGUCGCAGAGUGCGAUCAAAGUCGCCUAUGCCCACGAGUGGGGCAAGUCACGGCAACUCAAGAACAUACUGGAGCCGUCACCGUCGCCGUCGAGUGAUUCGACGCCGUCGCCAAUCACGACGGCCAAGCAAUACGACUGGACCUACUCGUCGACAUGGCCCGGCUUCCCAGGCAGCCACGAGACGCCGGCGCUCGAGCAGCCCGAGGCGCGCGACGCGAAUGCGUGGACGGGCGCCUUUGAGCUGGCGCGCGACCCUGCGCGCGACCGCAUCCCGGUUGAGCGCCUGGGCCCGACGAGUGGCGAGCCGAUCCUCUUUUACGACGACGUGAUGCUGUACGAGGACGAGCUCGGGGACAAUGGCUCGAGCAUGCUGAAUGUCAAGGUGCGCGUCAUGCCGCAAGAGUUCCUCGUGCUCCAGCGCUUCUUUCUCCGUGUGGACGAUGUCGUGUUCCGCGUGUUUGACACGCGCAUGUACUGCUCGUUUGCGCCAGUCGACGGCGAGCCUGCCGAAGCGCCGAACGCGCCGACCUACCCCCGCGUGAUCCGCGAGUGCCGUGGCACCGAGGCGCCGUACGCAGAAGUGAAGCGGUGCCUUGUGCCCCACCGGCCCAACGAUCUGUCGCCCCUGACGAAUGUCAACUGGGUCGCCGAGACACUCGAGCGGCUGCAGAUGCAGCGCAUGCGUGCCGCGCAGGCCAACAUCCCUCCCGCGCACCUGCCAGGCGCCGCACACACUGGCGGCGCGCAGGUGCUCGGCGAGGUGCACGAGGCGGACAAUGUAUGGGAAGGGGAUGGACAUUGCAUUCAUGUGGCCGUGCUGCGGCCGCGCCCAUAG
Molecule: messenger RNA, 1329 nt
Organism: Malassezia japonica
Lineage: Eukaryota; Fungi; Basidiomycota; Malasseziomycetes; Malasseziales; Malasseziaceae
Gene: TIP41
Product: Tap42 interacting protein
Exons: 3
Coding region: 1-1329 (442 amino acids)
Biological process (GO): TOR signaling
Cellular component (GO): cytosol
Source: RefSeq, a predicted model, not a curated record